This is a messenger RNA of Fusarium subglutinans, 1479 nucleotides long. Its product is annotated as monooxygenase. The transcript has a single exon. The coding region runs from base 1 to 1479 and encodes 492 amino acids. Gene Ontology annotation, molecular function: N,N-dimethylaniline monooxygenase activity; NADP binding; flavin adenine dinucleotide binding. NCBI's taxonomy places the organism in Eukaryota, Fungi, Ascomycota, Sordariomycetes, Hypocreales, Nectriaceae. The record is from RefSeq and is a predicted model, not a curated record.
AUGGAAGACUCAACAGAGCAUCACGACAUUCUCGUUAUAGGAGCUGGCCUCUCUGGUAUUAAUACCGCCCACGUUCUCAACCAAAGACUCCCCCACCGCUCGUACACGAUCCUCGAAGCGCAAUCGGCCAUUGGCGGAACAUGGCGCUUCUUCCGAUACCCAGGCUUUCGAUCCGACUCUUUCAUGACAGCCUUUGGCCUGCCAUGGUACCCUUGGAAGCACAAACAUAAGAUGGCGCAGGCGGGUGAGAUCGUGGACUAUCUGGAGGAAGCUGUUGAUGCAGCAGGCUUGAGGGACAAGAUCCGGUUCAGACAUAAGAUGCUGGCGUGCGAAUGGCGGACAGACGAGCAGAAUUGGAAGAUAGAAGUUGAUGCGGACGGUCAGCGAAAGACCUUUAUCGCCAACUUCGUCAUAACCUGCGUUGGAUAUUAUGCAUAUGACAAGGCCUUUCCGACGACAAUUCCAGGUCUUAAGGGCUUCGGAGGACAGGUCGUCCACCCUCAAUGGUGGCCUGAAGAUCUUGAUUAUUCUGGCAAACGCGUCAUUGUCAUUGGAUCAGGAGCCACAGCGAUCACAAUUGUGCCCUCACUUGCUGAGAAGGCUAAGAUGGUGACUAUGCUCCAGCGCAGUCCAUCCUUCGUCAUCUCCCGACCUACGACUUCUAGCCUCGACUCUUGCUUGAAGUCCCUUCUCCCCUUCUCAUUAGCAUACUGGUUGGUGUAUUGGAAAGACGUGUUGCUUGAGGUCUUUUCCACACAGUUUCUCCUCAACUUCCCUGCAUUGGGUCGCAAGGCCUUGAUGGGGGAGAUGCAAAAGGCACUGCCCAAGGACAUUGACGUCAAUGUUCACUUUAACCCCAGGUACAAUCCAUUCCAGCAACGACUCUGCAUGUGUCCAGAUGAGGACUUCUUCAAGGCUCUGCAUCAGGACAACUGCGAGAUUGUGACGGACACAAUCGAGACUGUUACGAAGGACGGUAUCUUGCUCAAAUCUGGUCGCAAGCUCGAAGCCGAUAUAAUCGUUACCGCAACGGGGCUGUACUUCCAACUCUUCGGCGGCAUAGCCCCCCUAGUAGACGGGCAGCCCAUUGAGGUUGGCUCACACUACGCCUGGCGUGGCUGCAUGGUCGACUCUGUCCCUAACAUGGGCUUCGUGAUGGGCUACGUGACAACAUCAUGGACGCCCGGCGCCGACAUUAUGGCCAAGACAUUGAUCAGUGUUAUCAAGGAAAUGGAGAAGACGGGGUCAACGAGUGUUAUGCCCGUGCUCAACGAAAAGGAUAGGAGCAAGCCACAGAAGCUCCCAGUCAGUGCUACCAGCAGCUAUUUUGUCAAGGCUGCGGAUCGUAUGCCAAAAGUGACUGAUGAAGGCCCGUGGUAUGGACGAGUGAACUUGGCCAAGGAUUGGUGGGCGUGGUUAAUGGGUGAUAUGUCGAGUGGGCUUCUCUAUAGCGGAGGGCAAAGAAAGAAGGAUAUCUGA